CAUACUCGCCCCACUCCUCCACCUCGGACACCUUCCAUUCCAUCUGCACACGCAACCCCUGGUCUGGUCGGAUGAGUUACCACCCGGUGGACUCGAUAGGGAGUCCGUUCAGGAGAAGUAUGGAUAGUAGGACCACCUAUGGCCGCUCCACUGGCACCCCCUCCAGCGGGUUCCGUUCUCAGUCCUGGUCCCGGGCAAGCCCAGGCUCCACGAUGACCUCCUCCUACAAGAGGAGCGUCAAUAUGCCGGUAGCCAGAGCGUACAGCUCCACACUCCUCAGCUCCGCCGACAGCGUUGAUUUCAAUCAAACGAACGGAGACUACAAGCGCUCCAACGAGAAAGAGCAGCUCCAGGGGCUCAACGACCGCUUCGCCGGUUACAUCGACAAGGUGCACUACCUGGAGCAGCAGAACAGCCAGAUCGAAGAGGAGAUCCAGACGCUGCGGCAGAAGCAGGUGUCACAAUCCCAGCUAGGCGAUUUAUACGACCAGGAACUCCAGGAGCUGCGCUCCAUGCUGGAGCAGAUUCACCACGAUAAAGCGCAGAUCCAGCUCGACACAGACCACAUCGAGGAGGACAUCCAGAGAAUUAGGGACCGUUUCGAUGAGGAAGCCCGCAUCAGGGAUGAGACGGAAGGCAUCAUCCGGGCGUUGAAAAAAGAUAUGACCGACUCUGAUUUGGUGAAGUCAGAGUUUGAGAAGAAAGUUCAGUCACUGCAUGACGAGAUUUCCUUUAUCCGCAACAACCACGAAGAAGAGGUGAGCGACCUGUUCGCCCAGGUGCAGGCGUCGCAGGUGACCAUGGAGAGGAAAGACAGCCAGAAGACGGACAUCACCGAGGCGCUCCGGGAGAUCCGCACCCAGCUCGAGGGCCACUCCAACCAGAACCUGCAGCAGGUGGAGGACUGGUUCAUGUGCCGCUAUUCCAAGCUCACUGAUGCUGCGGCACAAAACAAAGAUGCAAUCAAGUUCGCCCGUGAUGAGAUAGCAGACUACCGUCGCCAGCUUCAGUCCAAGACCGUGGAGUUAGAGUCCGUCCGUGGAACCAGGGAGUCACUGGAGAGGCAGUUGAAUGACAUCGAGGACCGACACAACAACGACCUGUCCAGCCUUCAGGAGACCAUCCACCAGCUGGAUAAUGAGCUCAAGGGCACAAAGUGGGAGAUGGCGCGUCAUCUGCGUGAGUACCAGGACCUGCUCAAUGUCAAGAUGGCCCUCGACAUUGAGAUUGCUGCAUACAGGAAACUCCUAGAAGGUGAAGAGACCCACUUUAGCACUUUCCCCUACCGCCACACCGUCACCUCCUCUAAGAAGUCCAAGUAUGAGCCUUCCAAACUGAAAGUCCAGCAUAAGUUUGUAGAGGAGAUCACCGAGGAGACCAGAGUAGAGGAUGAGAAGGAUGAGAUGGACCAGGCCCUGGCUGAGAUGGCCCAGGAGUUUUCUGCCAAUCUGGAGGCAGAGGCAACAGAUGAAGGAGAGGAUGAGGGAGAAGAGGGAGGAGAAGAAGCAGAGGGAGAAGAGGGAGAGGGUGAAUCAGAAGAGGUUGUAGCUUCCACUUAUGCCCAAGUUAGCUCCAGCACACCUGCUGAGGACGAAGAGGAGGACAAAGAAGGUGAUGAUGAAGAGGAAGAGGGAGAAAAAGAAGAAGAGGGUGAGAAAGAAGAAGGGGAUGGGGGUGAGAACAGAGAUGAUACAGAAGGUGGUGAUGAGGGAGAAGGAGAGGGGGAAUUAGAGGAGACAGUCCUGUGCUCUAAAGCCCCAGAAUCAAAGUCCUCUCCUGACAAAGAGAAGGCUGGAGAGAAGGAAGGAAGCGGAGGAGAAGAGGAGACAGGAGAGGGAGAGGGAGAAGAGGAGGGUGAUGAUCAAGAUGAAGAUGCAGGAAGUGACAAAGGAUCCAAAGAUGGAGAUGAUAAGGAUGUGGAAGAUGAGAAGAAAGGAAAGGAUGAGAAAGAAGACAAAACAGAUGAGAAUGCAGCUGUAGCCAAGACAGAGGCUCCCAAAACAGAAGCCCCCAAGAGUGAGGCCCCAAAAGUUGAGGUCCAGAAAUCUGAGUCCCCAAAGCCCUCCAAGCCAGACUCCCUAAAAGCUGAAUCCCCAAAGGCUGGGUCCCCCAAGUCUGAGACCCCAAAAGCUGGAACCCCCAACCAUGAAUCUCCCAAAGCUGUAACCCCAAAAUCUGAAUCUCCAAAACCUGGCUCCCCCAAAUCUGAAUCCCCUAAAUCUGCUGGAUCCCCCAAAUCUGAAUCCCCAAAACUUGCUGGAUCCCCCAAAUCUGAAUCCCCAAAACCUUCUGGAUCCCCCAAAUCUGAAUCCCCUAAAUCUGCUGGCUCCCCCAAAUCUGAAUCCCCAAAACUUGCUGGAUCCCCCAAAUCUGAAUCCCCAAAACCUGCUGGAUCCCCCAAAUCUGAAUCCCCAAAACCUUCUGGAUCCCCCAAAUCUGAAUCCCCAAAACCUGCUGGAUCCCCUACUUCUGAAUCCCCAAAACUUGCUGGAUCCCCCAAAUCUGAAUCACCAAAACCUGCUGGAUCCCCUAAUUCUGAAUCCCCCAAAUCUGCUGGAUCCCCUAAAUCUGAAUCCCCUAAACCUGCUGGAUCCCCAAAAUCUGAAUCCCCAAAACUUGCUGGAUCCCCUAAAUCUGAAUCCCCAAAACUUGCUGGAUCCCCUGCUUCUGAAUCCCCCAAACCUGCUGGAUCCCCUAAAUCUGAAUCCCCAAAACUUGCUGGCUCCCCCAAAUCGGAAUCCCCAAAACUUACAGGAUCCCCCAAAUCUGAAUCCCCAAAACCUGCUGGAUCCCCUACUUCUGAAUCCCCCAAAUCUGCUGGAUCCCCGAAAUCUGAAUCCCCAAAACCUGGCUCCCCCAAAUCUGAAUCCCCAAAACCUGCUGGAUCCCCCAAAUCUGAAUCCCCAAAACCUUCUGGAUCCCCCAAAUCUGAAUCCCCAAAACCUGCUGGAUCCCCUAAAUCUGAAUCCCCAAAACUUGCUGGAUCCCCUAAAUCUGAAUCCCCAAAACCUGCUGGAUCCCCUAAAUCUGAAUCCCCAAAACCUGCUGGAUCCCCUAAAUCUGAAUCCCCAAAACCUGCUGGAUCCCCUAAAUCUGAAUCCCCAAAACUUGCUGGAUCCCCUAAAUCUGAAUCCCCAAAGCCUGCAGAGUCCCCUAAGGGUGAGGCCCCCAAACCAGAAGCUCCAAUGUCAGAGGCCCCCAAGGCUGCAGAAGAGAAAGUAGACCAAAAGAGUCAUUCAGAGGAAGAGAGGAAGGUAGAAAAGAAAGACGCAGCCAUGAACGGAGAUGUGGAGAAGAUUACCCCAGAGGACAAGGACAAGAAGGAUGAGGGUGGGAAAGAGGCAGAGGAGAAGGAUGUUAUCUCAAAUGGAGUGGACGAGAGCCCCACUAAAGAUGACCCGGACCAGAAAGAUGAUCCAAAGGACCAGAAGGUGGUCAUCACCAAAACGGUGGAGCAUGUCACCAAAUCAGUCACUGUCACCGAGACUGUGAAGGAGUCUGAGGAUGUGAUGCAGGAGAAGACAGUCUCCAACAAGAAGAUGGAGAAACACUCUUCCCAGUCCGUCAAGGUGGUGACUGAAACUGAGUAACUGCGCUCCAUCCAACCCACUCAGGAGGAGCAAAGAUGACACGACAACAAGCAAUCAACCCAGAACUAACAUAACAAAGAAAUCAUAGAGCUAGAGCGAUGUAAUAAAGAAAACCACUCUCAAACAUACAGAAAAGCAACGAGAGAAGGCAUAGGAUGUGACAAAGCUAACGUUUAAAAAGUGCAUGUUGAGAGAAAGCUUUAAAUGGGUUUUGCUGCAGAUUAUAUCAGGAAAAUGUGAUAGUGGGACAGAUUAUUAAUUGUCUUUAUGUUUCCCUGCAGUUCACGGGAGGGCUCACGGGUGGGGGCGUCUGCAUGCUAGCUCAGGGAGGGAGACCCCUCCGCUCUAACCAGGAUGGAUGGAUGGAAGGUUUACAGUUUAGAUGCAUACUGUAUGUGGGUGGGAGAGGGAUAGAAAUGUAUGUUAAUUCAAAUGUUAAUUCAAAAAGGGGUGCCUGGGUUGGAGGGUCCACUUUAGAGACACAUGUUCAAAGGGACUAGCCUUUUUAUGUGAAGAUACCAACUGAGCCAAAAAUACAAUCGUCUACAACACAAUAUAGUGAAGAAUGAGAAAGACGAUGGUGCAAUGUACUGAUGAUCAUAAACAUACAGUACCCGAAGCAACUAAAGCAUUAAGAACCUUGAAGAAACUCUGAGCCUUAAACAUGCUUUUUAUCAGUAUUUAUUAUGUUUACGUAAUGAGUGCAAUUGAAAAUAAAUAUGUAAAUGCACACACAUACAUUCUUGUAUGCAUAGGAUGGACUUGAAUUUAAUAGCGAAUUUAAAUGAGGUGCUACAGUUUGCAAUCCCAUGUCUUUACUCAUCAUGAACUAUUUCCCAGCAGCAUUUGCUCAAUAAAUGUCAUACUGAAAUAGAAA
This is a messenger RNA of Oncorhynchus masou masou (cherry salmon), 4467 nucleotides long. Its product is annotated as neurofilament medium polypeptide-like. Bases 72 to 3590 code for a protein of 1172 amino acids. Gene Ontology annotation, molecular function: structural constituent of cytoskeleton. Gene Ontology annotation, cellular component: intermediate filament; postsynaptic intermediate filament cytoskeleton; cytoplasm. The record is from RefSeq and is a predicted model, not a curated record. Lineage: Eukaryota; Metazoa; Chordata; Actinopteri; Salmoniformes; Salmonidae. Gene Ontology annotation, biological process: neurofilament bundle assembly. The transcript has 4 exons.